Messenger RNA from Staurois parvus, 654 nucleotides. Lineage: Eukaryota; Metazoa; Chordata; Amphibia; Anura; Ranidae. The record is from the annotation of a GenBank genome assembly.
AUGGCAUCAGCUAGCGACCCGCGCCAACCCCAGAAAGAUGCCGCCGACCAGAGCUUCGAUUACAUGUUCAAGCUCCUGAUUAUCGGAAAUAGCAGUGUGGGAAAGACGUCUUUUCUCUUUCGCUAUGCGGAUGACUCCUUCACUUCAGCCUUCGUCAGCACGGUGGGGAUAGACUUCAAAGUCAAGACCGUAUACAGAAACGAGAAGAGAGUGAAACUGCAAAUCUGGGACACAGCUGGCCAGGAGAGGUAUCGGACAAUCACCACCGCCUAUUACCGUGGAGCCAUGGGUUUCCUGCUUAUGUACGACAUUUCCAACCUUGAGUCCUUCAAUGCUGUGCAAGAUUGGGCCACACAAAUCAAGACAUACUCCUGGGACAACGCACAGGUCCUGCUGGUAGGGAACAAGUGUGACUUGGAAGAUGAGCGAGUAAUCCCAGCUGAAGAUGGACGUAGGUUGGCUGAGGAGCUAGGGUUUGAGUUUUUUGAGGCCAGCGCAAAAGAAAAUAUCAACGUGAAACAAGUCUUCGAGCGUCUGGUGGAUGUCAUCUGCGAGAAGAUGAAUGAAAGCCUGGAGAAUGGACCGGUGCCAGCUGGUGGUACCGCACACCUUACCGACUCUUCUCCAAAGGAACAGAGUAACUGCUCAUGUUAG